Molecule: messenger RNA, 1287 nt
Organism: Caenorhabditis briggsae
Lineage: Eukaryota; Metazoa; Nematoda; Chromadorea; Rhabditida; Rhabditidae
Exons: 11
Coding region: 1-1287 (428 amino acids)
Cellular component (GO): cytoskeleton
Source: RefSeq, a predicted model, not a curated record
AUGAGACCGAACAGCUCUCUCCGUGCUUGGAGACUUCUCACCAUUAUCACUGCUUACUUCCCAUCCAGCCUAACUUUGAAACCCUACAUUCUUCAAUAUCUCGGAGACAAUGCCGACGAUUGGCAGAGACCGUACCAUGGUACCGCACGAAUUUGCCAAACAAACAUGAUUCAAACGUUCAAGUACGGUGGGCGUAAAGUUCUACUGAAUGCUCUAGAAGUUCAACAGAUUACGGACGGAAGUCAACUGAGACGUCAAGCAUUCUUCAUCUCACGAGAACAUAGUGUCAACCAGACACUUCGUCCAAUUGCAGUAGUCGAGGAGAUGAUUCAGGAACUUUGUAGUCUGUUGAAUGUGAGAUCACUUCAUGAGCAACAAGAAUUCUCGUUGUGCUACACUGUUGGAAAAGGUGGCUCCUUUGAAACUUGCAUUUUUGAAUGGUCCCUAAUUUUAGAAAAACGCCUCAACUACUGCAAGAACGAUAGCUACUUGAUGGACAUCAUCACCGAAUGUGAACACAAGAAACUUCCGUUCCAAUUCCAUCUUAAGCGAACUGUUUGGGUUCACCCGUUACGAUAUGAUAACGCCGCGUACAUUGACUCGAUGUUUGACCAAUUGAUCGACGAUUAUCUGCGCGGAUCACUCAUUUCGACCAACUCGCUGGGUCAAUUGACUGCUGCCACAACAGAGGAGAUUAUCAAAUUAGCUGCCUACUUGUUCCUCCUACUUCCAAAUGAUAAUGCAAAGAGACUUACUGCCCGAAAGAUCAGAGUUUAUGGAGUUACGCAAGACACUUCCUCAAAUUGUACCCAAAAGUGUCAUCGAACCCAAGCAUCGACACCAGGAAGAGAUGGUGACGCGUAUCAAUCGACAACUGAAAAUGUUCGGUGGUCGAAUGUAUUCCCCAAACUACGGGAACUUUUGUCAACAUGGCCUUUGUUUGGUGUCCUGCACUACCGGUUAAAAUCCGUCGUUGAGAAUGGCAACCAAUUGCCAGAGGUGAUUCUGACGAUAAACAAGUCUGGAAUUCAGUUACUGCAACCAAAAUCAAGAGAGGUUUUUAAACAGAGAAAUUAUGAUCAGGUACUAAUGACCAUUGAAUCGGUCGAAAGUAUUCGGAAGACUGCGUACAGAAUUGUCCGAUUGGUGAUAAACACCCCGGAGGGUGAGGAAGCAUUGGACAUCAAAACGGACGAGGCCGACGAAAUUUCUCACUUGAUUGGUCAAUACAUGUUUGUGACUGGCGGCGUCGAAGAUCGGGACCGAGGGUCGUCAACGGAGCUGUGA